This is a messenger RNA of Prunus persica (peach), 501 nucleotides long. RefSeq names its product toll/interleukin-1 receptor-like protein. The record is from RefSeq and is a predicted model, not a curated record. NCBI's taxonomy places the organism in Eukaryota, Viridiplantae, Streptophyta, Magnoliopsida, Rosales, Rosaceae. Bases 1 to 501 code for a protein of 166 amino acids. The transcript has a single exon. Gene Ontology annotation, biological process: signal transduction.
AUGGCCUUGAGCAGCACCCAAAGAGCCUCUGAACAAUCAACUCCUUGUUGGAAACACUAUAUGUUUUUGAGUUUCGGGGGUGAAGAUACCCGCAAGGGAUUUAUAUCCCAUUUAUACCACGAACUGGACUACUGGCAGGCAAUUAAAACCUUCAAGGACAACCGAGAUCUUGAAAUAGGGACAAGUAUUUCUCCAGAGCUCUUGCAUGCGAUUGAAGAAUCGCAGCUUGCCAUCAUUGUUCUCUCACCAAACUAUGCUUCUUCCACCUGGUGCCUGGAUGAGCUUACAAAAGUUGUGGAAUGCAUGGAAGCCAGGGACACAAUUUUGCCAAUUUUUUAUGGUGUGGAUCCCUCUCAAGUACGAAAUCAAACUGGGAGUUUUGCAGAAGCCUUCACUAAGCAUAAAGAGAAGUUAAUUACUAAAAAGAACGUGGAGCAGUGGAAAGCUGAUUUAACAAAAGUGGCCAAUCUUUGUGGGUGGGAUUCAAGGAAUUUUAAGUAA